Scutellospora calospora is the source of this 1033-nucleotide messenger RNA. Lineage: Eukaryota; Fungi; Glomeromycota; Glomeromycetes; Diversisporales; Gigasporaceae. The record is from the annotation of a GenBank genome assembly.
AUGUCAAGUCUAUCUGCAGACUGUCUCUCGAUAAUCUUCAUGAAUUUUCACAAUGACUUAAAGACACUUUAUUAUUGCCUUUUGGUUAACUCUUUAUGGUGUGCCACUGUUAUUCCGAUAUUGUGGUCAAAUCCUUGGAAAUAUCAAUUUGAAUUACUUCCAAAUGGUUCUUUAUCAACUGAUCAUAAACGGUUCAUUAAAGUAGAAAGGCAAUCUUUAUUACUUUUGAUGACACUCUCGGCUUAUUUAACUAAUGAUACUAUCAGAUUUUUACGUAAUUAUGGUAUCCGUAUCAAUUUUGGACCACCUCUUUUCAAUUAUCUAAAGUAUUGUCGGACCUUGAACACUUAUGACAUUGAUUAUAUGUUAAUAAAGGCACAACGAAAUUUGGAUUGCUUUUACACCGAUGAUACAAGAGAUUUUUUAGGACUGGAAAUUUAUAGAUUAUUAUUUCGACAAAGUUCUAUAAUAACUUGCAUGAAAAUUUCGCAUCCGAUAUCACCUCUAUAUUCAAAAAUUUGGCAUUUUCCCGGUGCAGUAUCUUACUUUUCAAAUUUAAAGGAAUUGACAUGCUACGAACCGUAUACGAUCGAGUUAAAUCUACUUAAUUAUAUUGCAGAAUAUUCGUCUAAUAUUAAGAAAUUAUCUGUUAAUAGUAAGAUAUAUAUACAUCACGAUGAAGGAUUGAUAGAACUUAUCCAGAAACAAAACAAUCUUACUUCUUUAAGUCUAACAAAUAUCUCUCAUGAAUUAUGGGCAAAAGUUGCUAAUGCUUUUACGUCUAACCAUGCAACCUCUUUAACUCAUCUUUAUUUGAAAUCUUUUGAUACAUGUCUUCCAGCAUUGGGGAUUCAUGAAUUACGUAAUUUACGGUCUUUAAUUAUUACAAGCCAUGAGAUCGAUUGGUCUGAUAUCUCAAAUGCAUAUUUUCCGUUUCUGGAAAUUUUAGAAUUUGGAAAAUAUUUUCCAUCCAUGAAAAUCUUGGCAUCAAUAAUUUCCCGAACAAAUAACAUGCUUAAAAGGAUUUACUUAA